Molecule: messenger RNA, 3195 nt
Organism: Rhincodon typus (whale shark)
Lineage: Eukaryota; Metazoa; Chordata; Chondrichthyes; Orectolobiformes; Rhincodontidae
Product: DNA topoisomerase I, mitochondrial-like
Exons: 23
Coding region: 201-2645 (814 amino acids)
Biological process (GO): chromosome segregation; DNA replication; DNA topological change
Cellular component (GO): nucleolus; chromosome
Molecular function (GO): DNA binding; DNA topoisomerase type I (single strand cut, ATP-independent) activity
Source: RefSeq, a predicted model, not a curated record
AGAAUGAGGAGAAGGAGAAAAAUGUCUCAAAAUCUAAAAAGGACAGCAAGGAGGAAAAAAACAAUGAUGAGAAAAACAAAAGCUCAAAACAUGAUUCACCACCUUGGCUCAAGAGUGAGAAAGAACCAAGUAACAGGAAACGCAAGAAUAAUCUGGUAGAAAAAAACCUGAUAAAAAAGCACAAGGAAGACUCCUCAGAGAUGCAAAUCAACAGAGAAGUAAAAAUCGAACAAAAGGAGAGCUAUGAUACUACAGAAAAGAAAGUGAAAGAAAGCCUAUUGAAGAGAUCGACAUAUCAGGAAUCCUUUGAAGACAUGCUGAUGGGCAUGGAUGAACAGCUCAAAGAAUUCUGUGCCAGGAAGCAGAAAAAUAAGGACAGGAAACACAAAGAAAGGGAAAAAAGUAAUACUGCCAAUAAACGACAAGAGAAGGAAGAAAGUAGCCUUAGCAGAUUAAAUGAAGAGCUGAAAUCAACAGACAGUAAUUCUAGAGAGACAACUGAAAAACUGACGAGCAAAGAAAUUCCAGAGGAGGAAGAUGAGCAUUCUGAGGGGCUACAGAUCACCAAGGAAGAUUCUGGAAAUCAAGAAAGCAAGCAGAUAGAAAAAGGUGAUAAGCAGAAGAAUGAGGAUUCUUCUACAAGGGUGAGUGAAGAUCAAGAUUUGAAUGGAGAUGGGAUUCCUGUUGAAAAUAAUAAGAAAACAAAAAGGGUCCACUGUAACACGGGUUCUGCCCAUUCAGAUGUAAAACUCAAGAAACCAAAAGUAGAGAAAAGUGAAGAUGAUGAAUUACCUCAGGUAUGCAAACUCAUCUCUGGCACAUGUUUUGUUAUGUUCAGAUGUGGGGCUACUGUGACAAAAAUAGCCUUUAACAAUUUGAACUUUAAGCGCAGCAAUUCAAUUGUUAGGACUUUAAGAUGCACUGUUCCUAUUGUUCAGGGAGUACGGUUUGCAGGGAAGAGGUGGGAAGAAGAACACUAUGAGGAUGGUGUAAAAUGGAUGUUUCUUGAACACCAAGGUCCACUGUUUGCACCUGAAUAUGAGCCACUUCCUGAUGGUAUUGAUUUUUAUUACGAUGGUAAUCCUAUGAAGUUAAGCCUGGCAGCAGAAGAGGUGGCUACCUUCUACGCUAAGAUGCUGGAUCAUGAGUACACUACAAAGGAUGUCUUCAGGCAAAACUUUUUUCACGACUGGCGGAAGGAAAUGAAUGAGCAAGAGAAAACGAUAAUCACUGAUCUAGAUAAAUGUGAUUUCACACAACUGCAUCAAUACUUCACUGAAAAAGCGGAGGCCAAGAAAGCAUUGCCCAAGGAGGAGAAACAGAAACUAAAAUUAGAACAAGAUGCAAUUACUGAGAUGUAUGGCUACUGUAUAAUGGAUGGCCAUCGGGAAAGAAUUGCAAACUUCAAGAUUGAGCCUCCAGGGCUGUUUCGUGGACGUGGCGACCAUCCAAAGAUGGGAAAACUAAAGAAAAGGAUCAUGCCUGAAGAUGUCAUUAUCAAUUGCAGCAGAGAUUCCAAUGUUCCAAAACCUCCAGAAAAUCACCAUUGGAAGGAAGUACGGUUUGAUAAUAAAGUGACCUGGUUGGCAUCAUGGACAGAAAAUGUUCAGGGGUUACUUAAGUACGUCAUGCUCAAUCCAAGCUCAAAACUUAAGGGUGAGAAGGACUGGCAGAAGUAUGAAGUCGCUCGGCGCCUGAAAGAAAAAAUCGAUGCAAUCAGGAAUCAAUAUCAUGUAGACUGGAAAUCAAGGGAAAUGAAAACACGGCAACGAGCAGUGGCACUAUAUUUCAUUGACAAGUUGGCAUUAAGAGCUGGGAACGAAAAGGAGGAAGGAGAGACUGCUGACACAGUUGGUUGCUGCUCACUCCGUGUUGAACACAUUAAGUUGCAUGAAAAUGAUAACGGGCAGCAGUGUGUGGUAGAAUUUGACUUCCUUGGAAAGGACUCUAUUAGAUACUAUAAUAAGGUUCCAGUGGAAAAACAGGUGUUCAAGAAUCUAAAAUUGUUCAUGGAGAAUAAGGAUCCUGCAGAUGACCUGUUUGACAGAUUGAAUACUUCUGAUCUGAACAAACACCUUCAGGAGUUAAUGGAGGGGCUCACUGCCAAAGUGUUUCGAACAUACAAUGCUUCCAUCACGUUGCAAGAACAGUUGGCUGAAUUGACUGAUCCUGAAGAAAGUAUCGCAGAAAAAAUCCUGUCCUACAAUCGAGCUAACAGAGCAGUGGCCAUUCUUUGUAACCACCAGAGGACACCCCCAAAAACUUAUGAGAAAGCCAUGAAAAACAUUCAGGCCAAGAUUGAAACAAAAAAGGAACAACUUGCAGUAGCAAAGAAAGAUCUGAAAAAUGCCAAGGUGGACUACAAAGUUAAAAAAGAUGAAAAAUCAAAACAGAUUGUAGAGAAGAAGAAAAAGCUGUUACAGAGGAUAGAAGAACAACUGAUGAAAUUGGAAGUUCAAGCAACAGACAGGGAGGAGAAUAAACAGAUUGCAUUGGGCACGUCCAAACUCAACUAUCUUGAUCCCAGAAUCACCAUUGCUUGGUGCAAGAAAUGGCACGUUCCUAUUGAGAAGAUCUAUAAUAAGACACAGCGAGAGAAAUUUGCCUGGGCCAUCGAUAUGACUGAUGAAAAUUUUGAAUUCUAAAAGAAAUUCUUCAUUGAAGAAGACAAUUGCACAGUAUCUCAGGGAGUGGAAAAAAAAUCUGUACUUAAACACUUCAUUGAAUUUGUUCCUUUCAAUAUGUUGAAAUUUUUUUCAGUUGCUAUGUUGCACAGUUGAUAGAAAAUGUUAAUUUGGAAAGAAUUAAGAUGAAAGUUUUGAAAUACGUAAAAGUUUUGGCAUAACAGUGCUGUAUCGCAGCAUGCUUUGAUAAGUGCAUAUUGGGAAGUGAUGGGCCAGUUAAGAGUAAGCAUGCAAUUAAAUGGUGCCUUAGUACAUCUCGUUAUCAUCUAAAAGUUGUUAAUGUUAACCUGCAAGUUCCCUCUAAACUUUUGUUUUGAAAGUUGUGGGCAGUUUGUUUUAAAUGUAUGUCCCUUGUUUUGUACAGUUGUAGCCAUGUGCAAAUGGUAACUUAAAAUGGCUGAUCUUUGUGUGGUCUGAGUUGAAAUGCAAGACUUUCAACGAAGCCCAAAAGAGAUGAUGGUUACCUGUAAAGUACACAAUCAUUGCAAUUGUGGGUGAAUAUUGCUUAAAA